GUAGCCACAAGGGAUUUAUGCUUUCUCAUCGAAGUUAAAAAGUUUAAACAUUGUUAAACGAUAAUGUAGUGUAGGGAACAGAUAUAGAACUGCUUGUACCGAAAUAACACAUAUUUCCUGUCUUUUUAAAAUCGGAACGGACCUAUGAUUUCAUUCCUGUAAGAACUUUCCAAAAAGGAGAGGACAAGUCACCAUUGUUCGAACUGGAUCGCCUAACGCUCUCGAGAUAUCCUAUCCCUGUGAGGAAGAGUUACCGAGGGCAGCUGACGAGAGUGAGGGGCAGUGACGCAAAACUCACAGUAUAUGAAAGCAGCCGUGUGGACUGACGCUCAGGACUCUGCAGCUCUGUCUUACACUCACAGGGGUUACCUUCCCCUGAGGGAUACACUUCACGUUGGGUCACUCUUGUUUGGUUCAGAGACCUUUUUUUCUUUUAGACUCUGUUUUUUUUAACGCAACCAUUUUUUCGAGCUCCAGACUGGGAUUUUCCCUCAUAUUAUGCACAUCAAUGGAUACAAGUGGUUCAGUGGUUAGCACAGGAGCUGAGGAGCAGUCCUUUCAUGUCCGCUACAGGAUGGAGGUGUCCUGCCUGGAGCUGGCACUGGAGGGUGAGCGGCUCUGUAAGGUGGGAGACUAUAGGGCAGGGGUCUCGUUCUUUGAAGCCGCCAUCCAGGUGGGCACGGAGGACCUACAGGUGCUCAGCGCCAUCUACAGCCAGCUUGGGAAUGCCUAUUUUCAUCUGCACGAUUACGCCAAAGCCUUAGAGUACCACCGACAUGACCUCACACUCACCAGGACAAUUGGUGAUCUACUUGGAGAGGCCAAGGCCAGUGGAAACCUUGGCAACACAUUGAAGGUGCUGGGACGAUUUGACGAGGCUGUGGUUUGCUGUCAGAGACACUUGGACAUAGCGAGAGAUAUUGGUGACAAGGUUGGUCAGGCACGAGCUCUGUAUAACUUUGGAAACGUGUAUCAUGCCAAAGGAAAAAGUAUCUGUUGGAGCGGAGCAGAGCCUGGAGAUUUUCCAGAGGAGGUCAUGGAGGCUCUUAGGAAGGCAGCUGAGUACUACGAGGCAAACUUGGCAAUAGUGAAGGAGCUUGGGGAUCGAGCUGCACAGGGUCGAACGUAUGGCAACCUCGGCAACACGCACUACUUGUUAGGGAACUUUCGUAAAGCUGUAGCUUCUCAUGAGCAGCGCUUGCUCAUAGCUAAGGAGUUUGGUGACCGCUCAGCAGAGAGACGGGCUUACUGCAACCUAGGAAACGCCUACAUCUUUUUGGGGGAGUUUGAAGUAGCAGCUGAACAUUAUAAGAGGACACUGCAGCUGGCAAGGCAGCUAAAGGACCGAGCUGUGGAGGCUCAGGCCUGCUAUAGUCUGGGUAACACAUACACACUCCUCCAGGACUAUGAGAGAGCAAUCGACUAUCACCUGAAACACCUCAUCAUCGCCCAGGACCUCAAUGACAGGAUCGGGGAGGGUCGUGCAUGCUGGAGUCUUGGAAAUGCUCACACUGCUUUGGGGAAUCAUGACCAGGCCAUGCACUUUGCUGAGAAACACCUGGAGAUCUGCAAAGAGACUGGAGACAGGAGCGGAGAGCUGACUGCUCGUAUGAAUGUAUCCGACCUCCAGACGGUUCUGGGUCUGAGUUAUAGCACGAAUAACUCCACGCUGUCAGAGAACAAGGAUGUAGACUACAAUCAGCAUGGAGCGAGGCCCAGAAUGAGCAGAAGACACAGCAUGGAGAACCUGGAGCUGAUGAAACUCACCCCAGACAAGAUUAAUGGUCAAAAGUGGAACAGUGACAUCCUGACCAAACAGUCCAAACCCUCCUUGGCUAAAACCUCCACUAAGCUAUUCUUUGUCAACCGCCUGCGUGGGAAAAAGUACAAGACUGGCAGCUCCAGUAAAGUCCUCCAGGACACCAGUAACACCCUGGACACCAGCCAGAUGCCAGCACAGGGACCACAGAAGCGACUCAGUCCUGACACACUUGGUGACGAGGGCUUCUUUGACCUGCUCAGCCGAUUCCAGAGCAACCGUAUGGAUGACCAGCGCUGUUCGAUACAGGAUAAGGGCAGCAGGUUAUCAUUAAACAGUGGUCCAGAGUCACCUCCAAGAGCUAUCAGGAAAUCUGUAUCGGAGUCUGCAAACGUCUCAGGUGUCCCAGGCCGGAGGUUAGAGGACUCAUCAGCAGCAGGGGGCAGCCUGCCUGGCCUCAGGCUCAAUCAAAACAGCAACCAAGCCGUACUCAGUCACCUGAUGGCAAAUGCAGACAAUGCUGAGCCCGAUGAUGACUUCUUUGAUAUGCUCGUCAAGUGCCAGGGGUCCCGUUUGGAUGACCAGCGCUGUGCCCCUCCUCCUCCUCCAGUCCGCGGGCCGACUGUACCAGACGAGGACUUCUUCAGCCUCAUCAUGCGCUCCCAGGCCAAACGAAUGGAUGAGCAGCGUGUCACCCUCCCUUCAGCAUCUAACGCCAGGCCCGACUCUAACUGAACUCGGCACUAGAGAGAGACCGGUUCUCUCAUGAAGGUGUGGACAACACCACAGAUCUAUCUAUGUGGGGUCAUUCAGAUGAACGUUUCUCUUGACUGUUGCCCUUCUGGACAGAACAAAGCACUGUCAGCAUUAAUGUAGUAAACUGUACAGGAAAAGAAUCUCAAAUCAUACAUGGACUUGAUUCACACAACUUGCACAACACCAGCAAACUCAGUAGCUUCAGGGAUAAAAGUGCUUUUUAGUAUUGUCAUAAAUCUGUUCUUCUACUGAUGGCAUUUCACCAUUUGUGUAUUUUUCAAUACACAGCUGCAGUUAUGUUUGUAUUUAUUGUACUUUUUAUGAUUGUGUUGAUUCCUUUAACUGCCGUCCUACCACAAAAUGUGUUUGUACCACUGUGGAGUCUGAGUCAGUGUGGACACACAGGUACAGCACUCUUUCCAUGUAUUAUGCUCAUAUGUGAGGGUUUUUUUGUUUUUGUGUUUUACAGCCACAAUGGCCAGGAAAGGGGAGAGGUAUUUUAAGCAAAGUGAUAAAAAAUGAAUUUAACCCCUGUACAGCCCAUAUGCUAUUUUGUACAACAUUCAACCAUGAGGAAUAAAGCCUCGUUUGUAAAAUCA
Messenger RNA from Cheilinus undulatus (humphead wrasse), 3114 nucleotides. It is a transcript of the gene gpsm2, whose product is annotated as G protein signaling modulator 2. The transcript has 16 exons. Gene Ontology annotation, molecular function: protein binding; GTPase regulator activity. The record is from RefSeq and is a predicted model, not a curated record. Bases 509 to 2494 code for a protein of 661 amino acids. Lineage: Eukaryota; Metazoa; Chordata; Actinopteri; Labriformes; Labridae.